This is a messenger RNA of Melampsora larici-populina 98AG31, 1578 nucleotides long. Its product is annotated as family 27 glycoside hydrolase. Gene Ontology annotation, biological process: carbohydrate metabolic process. Gene Ontology annotation, molecular function: hydrolase activity, hydrolyzing O-glycosyl compounds. The record is from RefSeq and is a predicted model, not a curated record. Bases 1 to 1578 code for a protein of 525 amino acids. The transcript has 12 exons. Lineage: Eukaryota; Fungi; Basidiomycota; Pucciniomycetes; Pucciniales; Melampsoraceae.
AUGGGGUGGAACUCAGCAGUAGCAUUUGGUUGCGGAAUUGAUGAAAAAUCGAUGCGACAGCAAGUUGACCUCAUGGAAUCAAGUGGAUUACGAGAUUCGGGUUACGUGACUUUCAUUCUGGGAUGUGGCUGGCAAGCUAUUGACAGAGCCAAAGAUGGAACAUUCGCAGCAAAUCAACAAGCUUUUCCGAGCGGAAUGAAUGGGAUGGCUAAAUACGUUCAUGGUAAAAAGAUGCAGUUUGGACUGACAUCAACUGCGGGGGAUCAUCCUUGCGGGACCAGAGCAAAAGCUCAUAGUAAGAUGAUAGGUUCACGGAAUCAUGAAGUAGCGGAUGUCAAGACAUUUGUUGGUUGGGGAAUUGAUUUCUUGAAGAUGGAAUUCUGUUGGGCAGACAACCCUCAUACCCCGGUGGAUUACAAUCCCAAUUUUAGUGUCAAGGACCGCUUCAAAGUGACACGAGAUGCUUUGAUUGCUAGUGGUGCACCUGUUACUUAUGCCAUAUCUGCCUGGGGAAUCCAAAACCCAUUAUCGUGGCCGGUGAAAGAUUAUGCUAAUUUGUGGCGGAUAGGAGACGAUGUCGCUGGGGCGUCAGAUACGUGGAGUCGCGUCGUACGCACAAUCAAUCAAUUCGCUUCCGAAGCUUGGGCCAACGAACCUGGAACGUUUGCAGACCUUGAUUUAUUAGAAGUUGGACAAGGUGGUUUGACAAGGAUUGAGGUUAUCACUCAGUUUACUUUUUGGGCAGCAGCGAACUCAUCUCGUCAUCGGAAACACAGAUCACCUUUGAUCAUUUCCACAGAUCUCACUCGUCUAGAUCCAAGCCUGAUAGGACACUUCAAGAACCCCAAACUGAUUGCUGUCAAUCAAGACCCCCUUGGAGCAAGCAUCAGAUUAAGACGACGAUACACUGAUCAACAUGACGUAUGGAGUGGACCACUCAAAGACGGAAGCGUCGUAGUCGUGAUUGUCAACUUUUUGGCCGAUACGCUUUUGAUCGAUUUCAACCUCGCGGAUCUGGGCCUGUUGAGUGCCAAUAUAGUCGACCUAUGGACAGAGGACGCCCUUGACGUAUGGAACACGACUAUUCCAUUACAAACCUCUACUCAUGGUGUCCAGCUGUUGAAGCUUACUGAAAUGGUUCCCAAGCCACCCGUGAAAUAUCAAAAAUAUCCUGCCAUUGGUCCAAACUGUGACCUAUACGGGAUGGCCGCAAAACGUGUGACAGGGACCGGAUUAGCAGUAGCCGGAAAUGUUGGAAAGGGAGCAUAUGUUCAAUGGCACGACGUCGAUGGAGGAGACCAAGGAGGAAGAAAAUACGUUACCAUUGAUUAUAUCAUGGCCGAUAGUGAACUCGUUAUCAAAUCAGAUUGCCCGCGUUGUCGGGAAGCCUAUAUCACUGUGAAUGGCGGACCUGAUGUCAAGUUGAACUUCCCAGCAAGCGGAAACUCUUGGGAUGAUGUGUAUAGAGACUAUCUUCUAGAAAUGGAUGGCUUCACACCAGGACCUACUAACAAGAUCAAGAUCUCCAAUGGAAAUGCCUUGACUCCGGACUUGGUCAACAUAGGAGUUCAAAUAUGA